Messenger RNA from Prorocentrum cordatum, 473 nucleotides. NCBI's taxonomy places the organism in Eukaryota, Dinophyceae, Prorocentrales, Prorocentraceae. The record is from the annotation of a GenBank genome assembly.
UCUUGGUCGAGGACAGCCCGCCACCUGUCGCCGACGGUGAGACUGACGGCAUCGAAGAGGUCCUACACACACUCGAUGCGAUUGGCACUGUGGUAUCGACGUGGAACAUCACAGAGACCAAGUACAACCGCGCGCUAGUGCUCGCGAUCGAUGAGUUCGGGAUGAAAGUAGCCUCGAUCAAGAGCAUGUAUGAGAGCACCGAUAUCGGACACAAUGUUGACGUGGCGGGCUUGAAGACCACCGUGGGCACACUGUUCGCAGAAUACGAGGAAAUCAACAACCUUGUCAAGAACUUCAACGCGCCGAGGCGCUCCAUCAAGCGGCAAGCGAGUGACCCCAUCGAGAAAUUGCAGGCUCAGUCGCAGGCGCCCGAGGACCCGUCGAGCUUGCCGAUCGCGGACGGUUCUGAGCUGGCGGCUGCGAGUGUUGGCGAGGCAUUCCUGCCUGGCUACCACGACUCGCAAUUUCCGUAG